Molecule: messenger RNA, 1880 nt
Organism: Nicotiana tabacum (common tobacco)
Lineage: Eukaryota; Viridiplantae; Streptophyta; Magnoliopsida; Solanales; Solanaceae
Source: RefSeq, a predicted model, not a curated record
GUAUUAAUUAUGAGAAAGUUUAUUUUAUUACACAAAUAACCAAAUAUGUUAAGAUUGUUUUUGUUUACCUUUUGCCUAUUUACAUUUUGGUUCAAAGCUGAAAUUCUGUUGGGGAAAAACAGAGGAGGGGCGCGCGGUUGUUUUUGAAAUUCAACAAAUUGGCAGUAUGUUCAUGGCGCCCUUCACCGCGCUAAACCCUAAAUCGGUUAUUCCCAUCCCCCACGAAAGCCAACAAACAAACACAAUAUCUCAGACACUAAAAAAAUCCAAUCUUACGGUGUAAAACAAUUUCUUCUACCUCUAAAUCAGUUGUUUGAAUGGCGAACGAAGAAAAUAAGGCGGCGCCCACCAACACCAGUAGGGCAUCCAAUAAGCGAGCGUUUGAUGAUACCUUAGCCGCUGCAUCCUCCAAUGGAAAUGAUCCACUACUGAAACGGGUCGUGUUGGGCGAGCUUACCAACUUGGAAUAUGUUGUUGGGUCGACCAAAACGAACACCCACAACUCCAAACACAAAAUCAAGUUGAAAAAAACUGCUCCUACUAAAAGGAAAAAAAUUGCUAUACAGAGUUUCAAGUCCGAUGCUGCUACUAAUUUUAGCCCUAAUGAUGACUUGCAGAAAUGUGCUUAUGCUCCUCUUAUAUAUCAGCAUCUUCACUCCUUGGAGGUUGAGGCAAGGAGGAGGCCUUUGUCUAACUACAUGGAGAAGGUUCAGAAUGAUGUGACUCCUACUAUGCGAAUGAUUUUAGUUGAUUGGUUAGUGGAGGUGGCAGACGAGUAUAAACUUGUUUCCGACACCCUUUAUCUCACAGUGACAUUCGUCGACAGAUUUUUGUCUUCUCACGUUAUGGCCAGGAAUAGUCUCCAGCUACUUGGUGUAUCUUGCAUGCUUGUUGCGUCAAAGUAUGAAGAGAUCAGUCCUCCUCAUGUUGAAGAUUUUUGUUAUAUUACAGACAAUACAUACACCGGAGAAGAGGUAGUGAACAUGGAGAGAGAUUUGCUCAAUUUUCUGAAUUUUGAGAUCAGUAAUCCCACCACAAAAACUUUUCUCAGAAUCUUCACCAAGGUUUCCCAAGAUAAUGUUGAUUUUCUAACGUUGCACUUUGAAUUCUUGGGCUGUUAUCUCGCGGAGCUGAGUUUGUUAGAUUACAGUUGCGUGCGAUUCUUGCCAUCAGCGGUUGCUGCUUCAGCUAUCUUUCUAUCAAGAUUUACACUCUUGCCUAAAGUCCACCCAUGGAACUUGGCACUACAACAUUGUACAGGUUAUAAGCCAUCUGAACUGAAGGAUUGUGUUCUUGUAAUCCAUGAGUUGCAAUCUGGUAGAAGGGCAGCAUCUGUGCAGGCAGUAAGAAAGAAAUACAUGGAUCACAAGUACAAGUGUGUGGCCGCAUUGCACCCUCCAGAUAUUCCUGCUUGUUUUUUUGAUGAUGCUUGAGGAAAACAAUCGAAUGAGAUGGUCAAGCCAAUUUUCAGCUUCCCCAAAGAUAAACAACCAAAGAAUAUCACUGUACUGGAUUUUGCUUGGAAGUACACCAAGCAUUCAUUUAAAUUUUCUCCAUAGCUGCUAACAGAUUUCAACUUAUCAUUGUUUUCCCUGGCGAGAGACUUGAGGAUUGCUUAGCUCCAGCAAUGAACACAAGGAUGUGAAACUCAUUAGCUUCUUUAAUGGUUUGGGAUAUGAUGUAUAGAUUGUGUUAGUGCAGAAUGAUCGUUCAUAAGCUGAUGUUGUUAUUUUUAUUUUUUAGAAAUGGGAAAUUUUGUAAAUUUUGUUAGUGUAAAUACAGGUGGAUACUGUUCAUUGCAGUAUCCUAGCUCAGAUAAAUAUCAACUCCGCUUCAGUCUCAAAUUAGUUUGAAGAUUGACUAUAUGAAUUCUUUGUGUA